Molecule: messenger RNA, 2172 nt
Organism: Microthlaspi erraticum
Lineage: Eukaryota; Viridiplantae; Streptophyta; Magnoliopsida; Brassicales; Brassicaceae
Source: the annotation of a GenBank genome assembly
AUGGAUAUGGAAAAUUCUCCUAAAGAUAUUUCGGUGAUCGCUUCGAAGAACAAAGAUGAAGCAUUGGAAGAGAUGAAAUCUGCUGAGAUCAUAGCCAAGGAAGUUUCUCCUCCUAAACACAAUGUUGUAAUUGCUUCUGAGAACAAUGAGGAAGAGGUUAAAAAUUCGAAAUCUUCUGUUGAGAUGAUAGGUGAUCAGUUUUCUCAUAAACCCAUUGUUGAAAUGGAGGAAAUGAUCGAGGAGAUGGAGUCUAUAGACAUCCACGAAGAUGACUCUGAGGCACAACAAUAUGAGGAGGAGGAGGAGGAGGAUAGUGAGAGCUCCGGUGAGUCAGAAGACAAUGAUGAUGAAACAGAGAUAGCUAAAGAAGAAGAAACAAUGGAUGAUGAUGAUGAUAAGGAGAAGAAGCCGAAACCUGACUCGCUGGAUUCAAACUCAUCGAGUUCUGCAUGGACAGAGAAAGCAGCUGCGAUCAAGAACUUCGUUAGAGUGAAGAGUGAAGUCGCGGUGCAUACAUUUAUGCGCCGUGUCUCCGGGAAAAUGAACGAUGAAAAUGUAACUCAAAACGAUGUGAAAGAGAUAAGAGAUGAUGAGUCUAAGGAAAACAAAACAGUGGAACCUCUUAAACCAGAGGGAUCAAAGUCAUCAUCAUCAUCCUUAUGGAACCCUUUAAGCUAUCUGAAGAUGAUGCAGAACGAUGACGACGAUAAAGUAACGGUGACGAAGAUCGAGGAAGCAUUGGAGCCUGUAGUGAUGAAAGGUAGGAUUAUACUUUACACAAGACUAGGAUGUGAAGAGUGUAGAGAAUGUAGGGUUUUUUUACAUGAGAAGAGGCUAAGAUAUGUUGAGAUAAACAUUGAUGUGUAUCCAUCAAGAAAGCUGGAGUUGGAAAGAAUCAGCGGAUCUUCUUCUUCAGAUGUUCCUAAGGUUUUCUUCAAUGAAGAGUUAGUUGGGAGUUUGAAGGAGCUUAAGGAGUUGGAUGAAUCAGGAGAGCUUGAUGAGAAGAUUCAACAUUUGGUAGAGGAAGCACCGCCUAGGGAAGCUCCUCUGCCACCGUUUUCAGGGGAAGAUGAUGCUUCAAGCAAAGGUCCUGUAGAUGAACUAGCUUUGAUAGUGCUGAAGAUGAAGCCAUGCAUCGUUAAAGAUCGGUUUUAUAAGCUGAGAAGGUUUAAAAACUGUUUCUUAGGUUCAGAAGCUGUUGACUUCUUAUCCACGGAUCAAUGUCUAGCAAGAGAAGAGGCGGUUGAAGUUGCUCGGAAGCUUGCAAGCCAACACUUCUUUCAACAUGUCCUAGAUGAGAAUCUGUUUGAAGAUGGGAAUCACUUGUACCGGUUUCUUGAUGAUGAUCCUAUUGUGUCUACACAAUGCCACAACAUCCCUAGAGGAAUAAUUGAGUUGAAGCCAAGGCCAACCGUCGAAAUUGCAUCUAGACUUAGACUUCUGUGUCUAGCUAUCCUUGAAGCUUACACUUCUCAAGAUGGAAGACAUGUGGACUAUAGAAGCAUCCAUGGAAGUGAAGAAUUUGCAAGGUACUUGCGAAUAAUCCAGGAGCUGCAUAGAGUAGAGGUUGAAGAUAUGAAGAGAGAGGAAAAGCUCGCCUUCUUCGUGAACCUUUAUAACAUGAUGGCUAUACAUGCAAUACUAGUAUGGGGACAUCCAAUAGGACCACUUGAAAGAACAAAGAUGUUUGGGGAGUUCAAAUAUGUUAUUGGUGGCUACACUUAUUCGCUCUCGGCUAUCCAAAAUGGUAUUAUAAGGGGUAACCAGCGACCACCUUACAAUCUUAUGAAACCUUUUGGUGCAAAGGAUAAACGUUCCAAGGUUGCUCUGCCUUAUGUAGAGCCUUUGACUCAUUUUGCUCUGGUUUGUGGUACUCGGUCUGGACCACCUCUUCGAUGUUUUUCGCCCGGAGAUAUCGAUAAAGAACUUAUGGAGGCAGCUCGUGAUUUUGUAAGAGGAGGUGGACUUGUAGUUGAUCUCAAUUCCAAGGUUGCAUACAUUAGCAAGAUCUUUAAUUGGUAUGGGGUGGAUUUUGGAAAAGGCCAAGAAGAGGUACUGAAGCAUGCAUCAACGUACUUAGAGCCAGAACUUUCAGAAGCUUUGCUGGAUUUGCUAGUUGAUACUCAGUUUAGAGUUGUUUACCAACAAUAUGACUGGGGAAUUAACAACUAA